Messenger RNA from Arachis stenosperma, 471 nucleotides. Its product is annotated as pachytene checkpoint protein 2 homolog. Gene Ontology annotation, molecular function: ATP hydrolysis activity; ATP binding. Gene Ontology annotation, cellular component: chromosome; nucleus. Gene Ontology annotation, biological process: meiotic recombination checkpoint signaling; reciprocal meiotic recombination. The record is from RefSeq and is a predicted model, not a curated record. Lineage: Eukaryota; Viridiplantae; Streptophyta; Magnoliopsida; Fabales; Fabaceae. Bases 1 to 471 code for a protein of 156 amino acids. The transcript is spliced from 7 exons.
AUGGCCCUGUUCUGCCUCUGCCUCUGGGUUCUGCAAGUUGCUAGAGUCCUCUGCCGUUGGGAACCAACACUGGAGCUGCCGCUGGGAACCAACACUGGAGCUGCCCUAAGGUUGUUACGUUAUGCAGCUAAUACUUUGCUCUUUACUGAAAAGGGUGUUGAUCCAUUCCUUGUUUCAUGGAAUCGGGACCCGGGGAUUGGAAAGAUUUCAUUAUGUAAAGCAUUAGCUCAGAAAUUAUCGAUUCGAUUUAAUUCAAGAUUCCCACAGUGCCAGCUUAUUGAAGUGAAUGCACAUUCUUUAUUGAGUAAAUGGUUUUCUGAAAAUGGCAAGCUGGUUGCAAAACUUUUCCAAAAGAUUCAAGAAAUGGUUGUAAAUGCAUUACUAACUCAGAUUGACAAGUUAAAAUCAUCUCCAAAUGUGAUAAUCCUAACCACAUCCAACAUAACUACUACUAUUGGAAAAUCAUUAUGA